Diaporthe amygdali is the source of this 726-nucleotide messenger RNA. RefSeq lists its product as uncharacterized. Lineage: Eukaryota; Fungi; Ascomycota; Sordariomycetes; Diaporthales; Diaporthaceae. Gene Ontology annotation, cellular component: mitochondrial large ribosomal subunit. The record is from RefSeq and is a predicted model, not a curated record. The coding region runs from base 1 to 726 and encodes 241 amino acids. Gene Ontology annotation, molecular function: structural constituent of ribosome. The transcript has a single exon.
AUGUCGAUGUCCAGCCGUGUGCAAUCCACAUGCCAACGAGCCACGAGGGCCUUUGGCACCUCACCUGCCCUGCUGGCCACCGGCUACCCUUACCAGGGCGUGCCGCGCGACACCCACGGCCUGUCCAUGCCCAUCCCCAAGCCCAGUUCCAAGUCCCCCGAGAUCCCGUCCUAUCCAUACGGGCCGCGGCAGGUCUACAAGCAAUCCAACGGCGGCCUGUACGGCUCUUCCCGCAUCCAGUUCGGCAACAACGUCUCAGAGAAGCACGACGUCAAGACCCCCCGCAAGUGGCGCCCCAACCUCCAGCGCCGGCGCCUGUGGAGCGACUCGCUGCGCUGCUUUGUCCAGACUAGGGUGACCACGCGCGUUCUGCGCACCAUCGACAAGGUCGGCGGCCUGGACAACUAUCUCCUAGGCGACAAGAGCCAGCGCAUCAAGGACCUGGGGCCCUGGGGGUGGAAGCUGAGGUGGAGGAUCAUGCAGAGCGAGACCGUCAAGCGGAAGUUCGCCGCCGAGAGGGCGGCGCUGGGGCUGGGGCCCAAGACGGAUGGUGUGCUUCAAGAGGAGGCCCUGCGCGAGGCGACCGCCGUGGGCAUAGUGCCCCCUGGUGCGCCCACGCAUCAGAGCCAACAACAGCUAAUGGCCGAGACCCAGCGGAUGAUAGAGGGAGACCAGGACUUUGUCAUUGGCAAGGACGAAGGCUUCAUGAAGGAGCAGGCGCGAUGA